Messenger RNA from Bombyx mori (domestic silkworm), 1058 nucleotides. RefSeq names its product 6-pyruvoyltetrahydropterin synthase (gene purple). Gene Ontology annotation, cellular component: mitochondrion. Lineage: Eukaryota; Metazoa; Arthropoda; Insecta; Lepidoptera; Bombycidae. Gene Ontology annotation, molecular function: 6-pyruvoyltetrahydropterin synthase activity. Gene Ontology annotation, biological process: tetrahydrobiopterin biosynthetic process. The record is from RefSeq and is marked provisional.
AAAGAUAUAAAAACCGGUUAUUUUUAAAGUCGCUUCAUUUUAAUUUUCUUAUAAUAUCAGACUAGAGGCUGACAUAAUUUCAAUAAAAAAGCAAAACUCCAUUUAAUGCGUUAAGUUUUUGAUUCUUACUGUAUUUGAAUUUUCUAUUGAAUUAUUGAAUUACACAAUGUCUUCUUUACCUAUUGUAUCAAUAAUACGCCGUGAAACUUUCAGUUCCGCUCAUAGGCUGCACAGCCCGUUUUUAAGUGACGAAGAGAACAAAAAAGUUUAUGGUAAAUGCAACAAUCCUAAUGGUCACGGUCAUAAUUAUGUUGUUCUUGUAACAGUAAAGGGUCCUGUAGAUCCUCAAACUGGUAUGGUGAUGAAUAUAACUGACCUCAAGAAAUACAUAAAAACAGCCAUCCUGGAACCACUCGACCAUAAGAAUUUAGAUAAUGAUGUUCCAUACUUCAAAACUAUGGCAAGUACUACAGAAAAUGUCGCAAUAUAUGUCUGGGACCAACUUCAAAGAAUAAUGGAAAAACCACAAUUACUGCAUGAGGUUAAGAUCCUAGAAACUGAAAAAAAUCAUGUUGUGUACCGUGGUGGUAAUACAUACUCUAGGAAAAAGCCUGACUCCUCUUGUCACCGAAGUCAUGUUUCUCAUGAAGUUUCCUCAGAUUCUGACUAACAAAAUUCUUGAAUCUUGAAUGUUUUUAUAAUGAAAAAUAUUUUAUAUUACUAUUGUUAGGUGAUGUAUACAUUCCUUAAGUAAGACAGAUCAAAGAAGCUAAUUUUUAUAAGAAUAAAAUUAAAACAUUAUAAUUACAUAUAUUAUGUUUCUAAAAUAUUUUAAAUUAUUAAAAUGGCUGAAUUGGCUAUGCACCUUAUGUGAUGACCUAAUAAUUACAGAUUAAAAUUUUUAUUUAUGAUCGAAUAUUUUAAUAAAAUAUUUGUUCUGAAAAUCAGGUUCGUUUUACCAUAUUGUAACCUGGUGUACAUUUUAAAGUUUAUAUGUUUUGAAGAAUGUAUGAAUAAGUGAAACUAUACAGCUUGAAUAAAUGUUUCUUGCCAUCUUG